Molecule: messenger RNA, 1382 nt
Organism: Nycticebus coucang (slow loris)
Lineage: Eukaryota; Metazoa; Chordata; Mammalia; Primates; Lorisidae
Gene: NGB
Product: neuroglobin
Exons: 4
Coding region: 45-500 (151 amino acids)
Molecular function (GO): oxygen binding; heme binding
Source: RefSeq, a predicted model, not a curated record
CGCCCCGAGGGUGCCAGCCUUGCGCCCUGGGUCCCUGGGAGAGGAUGGAGCGCCCGGAGCCGGAGCUGAUCCGGCAGAGCUGGCAAGCAGUGAGCCGCAGCCCGCUGGAGCACGGCACCGUGCUGUUCGCCAGGCUGUUUGACCUGGAGCCUGACCUGCUGCCCCUCUUCCAGUACAACUGCCGCCAAUUCUCCAGCCCAGAGGACUGUCUCUCCUCCCCUGAGUUCCUGGACCACAUCAGGAAGGUGAUGCUUGUGAUUGAUGCUGCAGUGACCAAUGUGGAGGACCUGUCCUCACUGGAGGAGUACCUUGCCAGCUUGGGCAGAAAGCACCGGGCAGCAGGUGUCAAGCUCAGCUCCUUCUCGACAGUGGGUGAGUCCCUGCUCUACAUGCUGGAGAAGUGCCUGGGCCCUGCCUUCACCCCAGCCACGAGGGCCGCCUGGAGCCAGCUCUAUCAGACCGUGGUGCAGGCCAUGAGUCGGGGCUGGGAUGGCCAGUGAGAGAGGCGACCCCUGCCAGAGGCCUCUGUCUGUGUCUGUUGUAGCCCAGGCUCUCCCAGGCCUCCCUGCAUCUUGGUCCUGUCCCCUUGGCCAUACUGGAGAGGUGACGACACAAGGCUGAGUCUGUCUCACCCCUCUCCAACUGCAGAAGGAGGAGCUUUUCCUUCAGGAGGGGGUUUCUGGAUUCCCCCCACCCCCAGUCGCCUCCUUCCUGCCUGCCUUUCCCCCUCUCUUGCAAACCCUUGCCUCAUGAGGAGGAGCAGAGCUUUGGUGGCAGAGGUGGCAUGGGGCCGGGAAGCUGUGGGUCUUGAGGCAAUGGGGCCUUCUGUCCAGCAGGGCCUCUUGGGUGAGCCCAGCCCCAGUGGAUACCUUCCCCUCCUGCCUGCCCAGGCCCUUCGCUGCUUUCCUACCUGAAGGCUGUUUGCCCUUCACAAAUAAGGAGAAAGAGAAACUUUGGCCUGCGUGGUGGAGUCAUAAGCAGGGGAGCAGAGAGUCAGGAAAGGUGCCAAGGGAGGGAGGGGCACCUGGGUCUCCGUGGGGGCGCCUCUGGAGCUGCACAAAUGCCAGCUGGCAAAGUCGUUUUCCUUUGCAGUCCCCCUCCCCUCAUUCAGCACUUUUUGUGGGAUCCCUGUGAGUGUUGCUCUGUAGGACCCCAGACAGCCAGCCAGGUAAGGGUGGGGAUGGGGGCGGGCGAGGGUCCCCGGGCCCUUCCUCACUACCCACUCGAGAGCGCCCUCAGCUCCCUGCGCUCAGGCAGGUAGAUAGAAGAGAAGGCGGCAGGAGACCCUUUGCCCUCACCCCAAGCCGUCUGUACCCUGUCUUCUUUUGCUCUGUGUGUUCUAUAAACUCCUGAGGAAUAAACCUGUUGCCUGUCUGACUCUC